Cyphellophora attinorum is the source of this 1176-nucleotide messenger RNA. Its product is annotated as Iridoid synthase. NCBI's taxonomy places the organism in Eukaryota, Fungi, Ascomycota, Eurotiomycetes, Chaetothyriales, Cyphellophoraceae. Bases 1 to 1176 code for a protein of 391 amino acids. The record is from RefSeq and is a predicted model, not a curated record. The transcript has 2 exons.
AUGGCUGGCGGAAAGAAGGCACUUAUAUUCGGGGCUAGUGGUGUGACAGGUUGGUCCUUUGUCAACGAGAUCUUGAACGACUACCCUGAUAAGGGCAUCUGGGACAGAGUCUAUGCCCUCACCAACCGUCCGUUGACGCGGAGCGCAUCAAAAUGGCCCGACGACCCCAGAUUGCGCAUCGUCUCCGGCAUCGACCUUCUGAAAGGAAGUCAAGAGGAUCUUGAAGGCGAGCUGAGAAGCAACGUCGAAGAUAUCGAGCAGAUCACCCAUGUCUACUACUUAGCCUAUAAGGCCAGCAAGGAUGUCGAUCAAGAGCUGAAGGACGCUGUCGCGAUGUUUCAGCGCUCCACAAUCGCUCUGGACAAGCUAUCCCCAGCACUAGAAUUCGUGGUGCUUCAAACCGGCGCGAAGAUGUAUGGCUGCCAUCUCCUCGACAAUCACCCAACCGACUACAUGUCAGUACCACAUAAGGAAAGUACUCCUAGACUGAAGGCACCUUACCAUGACCAGCUCUUCUACCACCCGCAGCUCGACUGGGUAACCGAGUACGCCAGAGGAAAGAAGUGGAACUGGUGCGACACCCGACCUGAUAUCAUUAUCGGCUUUGUGCCAAAUCAGAACUUCUAUUCCCUGGCGACCUCACUAGCUGUCUUCUUAUCGUUGUAUCGAGAAGUCGAGGGGGCUGGGGCUGAAUGUAUGUUCCCAGGCACAUCGAAGAGCUGGGUAGCGAAGUCAAAUGACAGUUCGAGCGACAUGAUCGCACGCCAGACGUUGCACUUGUCACUCACGCUUCCUAUGGACAGGAAGGGCGAGGGCUUCAAUGUUGCCGAUGCUCGGCAUCCAGAGACAUUCGAGUCAAAAUGGCCACAGAUCUGUGCUUACUUCGGUCUGAAAGGCAUCGGCCCGGCCAAAGAGCCAAGCAAUAUUCGAACGUAUAUUCGUGAACACUUCGAUACCUGGAGGGCCAUAGAGAAGAAGCAUGGUCUCCAAAGCGGCAUCGCAGACUCGGACCUGACUUUUGAGGGAUUUGAGUAUUUCUUGCUUGCACAGUUCGACUUCGAUCGGCAGUACGACAUGACGAAGAUGUACGACACUGGCUUCACCGAGGAAAGGACGGUGAUGGAGGCCUGGGGUGGCGUAUUCGACCGGAUGCGGGCUGCGAAGUUGAUACCGUGA